AUGGACAGACUGAUCUGGAAAUUUUCAAAGACUGGAGCAUAUACGGUGAAAACAGGAUAUGCAAGGGCAAGGCAGGGGGAAAAUCAGAUUAGUCGAAACCAAACAUACAAUGCUGAGUCAAGUUGGGAAGUUAGAAAACGUACGGUGUGGAAGAAUCUGUGGCACCAAAAGGUAAAGGCCAAGCCGAAACAUUUCAUGUGGAAAUGCUUGCAAAAUUGUUUACCAACCAAUGAAGUAAUUUUCAAAAGGAUUGGAAAAGGUGAGGGAAGAUGCAGCUGCUGCGGAGAAGGCAUAGAAACCAUAGAACACUUACUCUUUUUUUGUGUGAAUGCGAGGGAGGUUUGGAAAUUGGCACCGGUUAGCUGGGAUGGAUUAGUAGACAAACAACACAAUUUCUGGCUAUGGUGGGAGGAAGCCAAUAAAGCUACUUCAAAGGAAUGUGGACCUGACCGAGUGAACCUCACCAUUAAUCUGUUUUGGCAAAUCUGGAAAGCACGAAACAGAAGAGUUUUUGACAAUGAAAUCCAGAAUUCACCCAACAUUGUCUCCAAGGCGCAAGUGGAAUGGCUGGAAUAUGAGCAUGCAAGGGAGGAAGAAAAGGAGCAGACUGCAAUGGCAAACAUCAAGGAGCAUCAAAUGCGUGGCCAAACAGCAGGGGAUGAUGACGUUUGCUUAUUCACGGAUGCGGCGAUAUCAUCAAGGAUGAUCAGGACGGGUCAAGGCAUUGUUGCAAGAAAAUGGAACGGAAUGAUCAUGAAAGCGAAGGCAAUAGUCAAUCAAUAUAAGGGGGAACCAAGUAAAGAAGAAGCUUUAGCAAUUAGGAAUGCAAUGCUGAUGGCUAAAUAG
This is a messenger RNA of Coffea eugenioides, 846 nucleotides long. RefSeq lists its product as uncharacterized. The coding region runs from base 1 to 846 and encodes 281 amino acids. The record is from RefSeq and is a predicted model, not a curated record. The transcript has a single exon. NCBI's taxonomy places the organism in Eukaryota, Viridiplantae, Streptophyta, Magnoliopsida, Gentianales, Rubiaceae.